Molecule: messenger RNA, 1137 nt
Organism: Cajanus cajan (pigeon pea)
Lineage: Eukaryota; Viridiplantae; Streptophyta; Magnoliopsida; Fabales; Fabaceae
Source: RefSeq, a predicted model, not a curated record
UAGCCCUUGGGGUUUUUGUAAUGAUUCUUGUAAAGUUCAAACCUUUGAAUUUUUGGUUUUGCUGUCAGUCUCCAUUACAAAAACGCUUAUUGAACUUGUUAUUCUCCAUCUAUGUUUUUUUGCCAUUCAUCUGUAUCUCAUUAUCAUUUUCCAGGAAUCACAUACAAGGGUAUCCAUCUAUUCGAAUCUUUCGUAAAGGAAGUGAUGUCAGAAGUGAACAUGGGCAUCAUGAGCAUGAGUCAUAUUAUGGAGAUCGUGAUACAGAAAGCCUAGUCAAGUUUAUGGAGGGUUUAGUUGCAUCUCUCCCAACAGAAUCUCAAAAGCUAGCUCUGGAGGAUAAAUCUAAUGCUACAGGGAAUACAAAAAGGCCAGCGCCAUCAGCAGGUGGAUGUAGAAUAGAGGGAUAUGUGCGUGUGAAAAAGGUUCCAGGAAAUUUGAUCAUCUCAGCUAGAUCAGACGCCCAUUCCUUUGAUGCUUCUCAGAUGAACAUGUCACAUGUCAUAAACUACUUGUCCUUUGGAAAGAAAGUGACAGCUAGGGUCAUGAGUGAUGUGAAGCUCUUGAUACCAUACAUUGGUAGCAGCCAUGACAGGCUCAAUGGCCGGUCAUUCAUCAAUACUCGUGAUUUAGGAGCAAAUGUUACAAUAGAGCAUUAUAUUCAGAUAGUUAAAACAGAGGUAAUGAAUAGAAAAGGCUAUAAAUUAAUUGAGGAGUACGAGUACACAGCGCACAGCAGUGUGGCACACAGUGUAGACAUUCCUGUUGCGAAGUUUCAUCUUGAGCUCUCCCCCAUGCAGGUCUUAAUAACAGAAAACCAGAAGUCUUUUUCACAUUUUAUUACAAAUGUCUGUGCCAUUAUUGGGGGAGUUUUCACGGUAGCUGGAAUUUUGGACGCGAUUCUGCACAACACUAUUAGAAUAAUGAAAAAAGUAGAGCUUGGCAAAAAUUUUUGAUAGAUAGAUGAAAAUUUUGUAUAGCGUAGGGCCUGAUUUUGUUAUGCCCAGUUUCACUUAACAGUUCUAUAGAUAUUAACUAUGCUAUACAUCAUACAAAUAUAAUUUUGUAGUUACUUCGGUAAAAUGUUCAUUACAAGGAUAAAGAUUAUGUGGCGCAUAAUGUAUCUGAUAUUUGUCUUAA